GGAUAAAAAAAAAAAAAAGAAACAAAAAGGAAGAGGUGAAAAAAUGCGCGGAGUAGUGAGCAGCAGAGUCGGCCGAGCUCUGUAUUCUGGGGCGGCGGCGGGGGGAACGGCAUCGGCGACUUCUGCUGCUGCUGUUUCUAGAAAUCCAUUAAAACACGCUGGCCAUGCUUGGUUAAUCGCAAGAACUCUCGCCUCUAUGUUUUGGACCACUCAAUCUCAUUCCUCCUACAAAGUUCACACUGGAGCAGGAGCUCUCCUCGCUUCGCCGUGGUCUAUUACUCAGCUCCGACACGCCAGAUUUUCCGGCGCGGAUGUGAGACCUGGGAAUGUCAUCGAGAGAAAAGGAAAGAUUUAUCAGGUAGUAAAGGCCCAGCAUACAACUCAAGGAAGAGGAGGAGCAAUAAUACAGGUGGAACUGCGUGAUGUUGAUAGUGGAAGUAAAGUAAAUGAAAGGUUCCGUACUGACGAGUCUAUUGAAAAAGUUUAUGUCGAAGAAAAAUCUUUCAGUUACCUUUAUAAUGAGGAUGACAUUGUUGUUCUUAUGGAGCCUGAGACAUAUGCACAAAUUAAUGUUCCAAAGCACUUGUUUGGUGAAUCUCUUCCAUACCUCCAGGAUGAUAUGAAAGUCAAGCUGCAACUUUACGAUGAGAAGCCGAUGUCUGUGUCAAUUCCUCCGAAAGUGACAUGUACUGUUGCUGAGGCACAAGUUCCAAUAAAGGGGUCUACAGCAACUCCUCAGUAUAAGAAGGUUAAGCUGGACAAUGGUCUCACGGUUCAGGUACCAUCUUACGUGUUAGCUGGCGAGAAGAUAAUUAUCAGUACUGCCGAUAAUUCUUUCAUAAGCAGGGCUUAAUCUGGGCCCUUUUGAAUGCUCUGGAGUUAUCGUUCCGGAUGUACCUUUUCUGCAGACACUCAUUAUAUAGGAUUAGUCCAAAUUUUGUCACUAUAGGUUAUGAAUGGGUUGAUGAGAAACAAGUGUUCAUUUCGGGGUUACUGCAUAUGCAAUAUUUCUUUUCAGUGAGAAUGUUUUACAUUUUGCAUAUUUAUGAGAAUCCCACAUUUUGCAUA
Molecule: messenger RNA, 1068 nt
Organism: Coffea arabica (coffee)
Lineage: Eukaryota; Viridiplantae; Streptophyta; Magnoliopsida; Gentianales; Rubiaceae
Biological process (GO): peptide biosynthetic process; translational elongation
Cellular component (GO): cytoplasm
Molecular function (GO): translation elongation factor activity
Source: RefSeq, a predicted model, not a curated record